Molecule: messenger RNA, 5557 nt
Organism: Physcomitrium patens
Lineage: Eukaryota; Viridiplantae; Streptophyta; Bryopsida; Funariales; Funariaceae
Source: RefSeq, a predicted model, not a curated record
CUCUGAGCUUCUGACAGCCAUGACGAGCCAUGUAAAAUAUUCAUUCCGCAAUCUUGCCCCCGCUUGCCCAGUCUCUGCAAUCUCUUCUUCUACCCAGCCCCGCAGUAAAUUGGAUCAUCACCUGGAUAAUUAUGGAGUACAGGUGUUGAAGACGAGAAGACGAGAGGAGAGGGGGAGGAGGAGGUGAGGGGGUGGUGUGAGGAGCGAGACGAGGAGAGAAAGAGAGCUAGAGAGAGAGGGCAGCGAGACAGACGAAGUGGCUCACCGGGUCAUGGUGUUGUCGACUGCGAGGUGUUGGAUCAUGGCGACGAGGAGCUUGGGGGAGGGAGUGCCAUGGCUGCUUAACCUCCCCCUGUCCCACUCACACGCCAUUGCCUGAAACAGGCUGGGUCCUGUUCUCGCUGCCUCGGCUCUGUCCCUUCUCCUCUCGACUUCGUCACUUGUUGAUAGGUUGCCGCUGCGCGAGAUGGCCCUCUCGCCCUAGAUAGUCUCCCGUAAUGGUGAACGGGGUGUUUGUCUCUUACGCUGAAUGUGGCCCCGGAGUUCGCGCGUUGUUGAUAGUUUUGGUGAGGUGGGGUGGGGUUUAAUCUCGUGGAUUUGGAGAGCGGGUUCUGUGGAUGGAUUUUUUUUUUUUUUUUUUUUUUUUUUUUUUUUUUUUCCGGCCCCUUCUUUGAAUGUGCACAAGAGUGGUAGCGAGUGUUCCGUAGCCCGGGUUUUCCCUGUGUGCCCUGUUUUUGAGUGAGUGCAGUGGAAGGGUUUGAGAGAGCGCGUUAAAUUUCGAUAAGAGGCGUAUCGAAGGUCAGUGGGUGUUGUUUCAGAUUUGCGAAUUGUGCGCACAUUGUAAAGGGUUCUUGGAAAUGUCUGGAGCUGGAAUGAAGUGAUGUGGAAGGUUUUCUAGAUGGGCUGUGACUUGAAUGGUGUGUUGGAUGUAAUCCAAUAUGAACACCCCAUUGCCGGUUCUUGGCACAAAAGGGAGGUCGGCGGUGCUCAAUUGUGGUAUUUGAUAGUCUAUGAAGAACGACGCGAUGCGGUAGACGAAGUCUUAGCUCCGAUGUGACCAGCAGUUCAAGGCUUGUGCAGGAGACACUGGAGCAGCUCAGAAUAGCAUCGAUUGUGUGACUGUACAUUUCCUCCUAAUUUUCCGUUUUUGCAAUUCCAGCCCCAAGCAGGUGAUAAUGAUGACCAGGGGUAGCAAAAUGGCGGCCGAGAAGGUGGAUAGGGGGUCAGAUAGUGGUCCCGAAAUGGGUUCACCUGCCCGUCGAGAGCCCAUCCCGCCCGUUACAAACAUGCAGAGUUGACUGUGCAGGAUUCUCCUCUGUUCAAGUACUUGUGUGAAUUGUCGCCAAUCCAGCCAGCGAAGUCGGUGCAUCAUGCCCAGACAUACAACGAAAUGACAUUUCCACAAGAACACCGAAUCUUUGCUUCUCCACGCAGUGCUAGAAGGUCCUCGACGAGUUCUCUGAAGAGGUUCGUUGCUGCCGAAAGUUUGUCAGCACAAGCCCCAGCUGAAGGUCGAGAAACUUUUGGGUGGCAUCAAACUCCCACAUUCUCCAGAAGCACGCUUUCUGAUAAUGGACCAUCACCAUCUCCACUGAACCGACGUUCCGAUGAUAAUCAAGUAACUCCUUGUUCAAGAAGGCAAACAGAGGAAGUUCAUAAGUCGCAACCUGAAAGCGUAAGAACCGAAGGAUUAGGCACUGACGUAUACGUGGCCGAAAAUCUUGGUGGGCAACGGAUAUCUGGGAAUCCAGCACAUUCGAAUCGGGGAUCUACCUCCGGUGUGAUGGCUAGAAUAGCGGGUACCACUGCCAGCUUCCAAUCCCAGUAUAAUGAUCACCAGCAAUUAGACCUUGCCGUGUCUGCAGCGAUGCCCUCUGAGAUGGUUAGGUGUAUAAACGGAAAAGGUGAUCUGUUAGAUGGAGCAGGGAGCCAGCACAAUUUUGCGAUAGAUAGGAGUCAAUCUGCUUCUAGCUUAAUGCCACAUGCGAUCGACUGCAUACUUUCAAGCCAAGAGUCGAAAUGCCCGGAACAGAACGACCACAGGCGCGUAUCUAUGGCAUCCAGUUCUCACGUUGAGGGCAAUGGAUUGAACUUCAGUCCUGAUGCUAAAGGUAGUCCUGAACUUGACCGUGAGACUACAGCCAUGGCAUAUUUUCUUGCUGGAAACCAAGAUUUAGGACAGGACAACGUCGAAGAGUGGUCAGAGGAUUCAAGUGAGGUCGUUGUGCCCAGGUUGCCAGUGCGACCUACACCUGGAUACUCUGAGAAACCGUCUGACAUGAUCAAUGAAAGGGCCGUGAAACAGGAAAAACAAAUGCUUGAUGCAAUUACUCCUCAGUCUGGACUUAUUACUUCAACUGAGGAUGGACACGACACAGGCUUGAUUUCAACGACUGAUAAUGCUAGCAACCAGCAAUCUGUUCUUUCUCACAAGGUGGAUAACGCCGGACAGCGGGGCUUCAGAAGACGGUGUCUUGACUUUGACGCUUCCGUAGCGAGGAGAAAAAGCCUUGGCAGCAUGGGAGGAAGGAAAUCUUUAGGUAGUAGGCUUAAAGAUUGUAGUGGAAGCAGUAUUGCUGAUGACAACAGCCUAUCUUCUGGUUUUGCGAAAGUUGCAACUUCAGAUGCAACAACCCGACUCCUCUCGUCUGGGAACGAUUUUUCGAAUUCUAAAGAUUCUACUACAGUGGAACGAGAUUCUGGCACAGAUUCCAGGGGGAUCCCAGCACGUGCGGACACAUUUGAAGCUACGGCUAUGGUGCCCCUCCCAAGCUGUUCAUUUCAGAAAAGCAUGGAUGUGCUGAAUGUCAAGGCAGGGGAAGCACAGAAUCGGAAGUCUCAGAAUCCUGGAGCGACACAUGGGGGUAAUGUAUCAGAAGGCCUGAGACGGAGUCCUCGCAAUCGAUCGUCUGGAAUUGGGCUUCACUUGAAUUCUCUGACUAGCACCGUCUCCUUCAAACGGGAUUUUUCGUCUGCUGGAGGAGAAAGCUCCAAAGGAGUCCUGGCUACCGUUUUAGGUUUACAAUUUCAGGCCUCUUCAAGUCCUAGGGAAGAUUCAUGUGUUGAAGGGCCAGGAAGCACAGGUCUUGCUGCGAAUAUCAAUCAAAAUCUUAAUCCAGGAGUUGAUAAACAUGCUGCUGAAAAUUCUAUCCAAGGGUUGACGAACAAACCUGAUUACCACACUCAAGUUCCAUCUUUAUUAGAGAGGAGGACUCUGACGGAGUUAAAUGGUGCUGAUACUGCAUUGCCCCUCAUUAGCAUUAAGAAAGUUAACGUUCCAGCCCCAGAUUUCAGCGCUCUCAAUAUUGAGAAUCUGCCACCGCUUGAAGAAUCAUUCUCAUUGACUCCAGGAACUAAUUUGCCGCGUCUUGUUAGUCCUCGAGGUCUCAAACGAUCUCCACCUCAUCAACAAGAGUUGAUACCACGACCGGAUGGUGAAGCUGUUGAAGAACUUUUGGGCAGCCCGCAAAGCUCGAAACGAAGACGGCUGUCCAGGCGGAAAUUCACCGAGUCCUCUCAGAGCGAAAAAUCAGGAGGUGGGUGCAAGAGGUGUAACUGCAAAAAGUCCAAGUGUCUAAAAUUGUACUGUGAAUGCUUUGCUUUGGGUGUCUACUGCGUGGGUUCAUGUGCUUGCCGGGAUUGUUUCAACAAGCCUGAGUACAUUGAGACAGUCAUUAACACUAGGCAACAAAUUGAAUCCCGUAAUCCUUUAGCAUUUGCCCCCAAAAUUGUUCAGGGUGCGGAACCCUCUCCAGUGCCUGGGGAUGAGGCUCUAGACACUCCAGCCUCUGCCAGACACAAGCGUGGCUGCAAUUGCAAAAAAUCUCUAUGUCUCAAAAAGUACUGUGAAUGUUACCAGGCUGGUGUUGGGUGUUCUGAAGGAUGUCGAUGUGAAGGUUGCAUGAAUAAGUACGGCAAGAAGGAAGGGCCAGAGGGAGAUGAGAAGGGCGGAGAACAGGCCCUUUCCACGCGGGAGGAUUCUCAGGUUGAGGACCCAAUCGAGUUCCUCAAUAGAAUGAGUGGAAAAUCUGAUAGGUUGUGUGACAGCUCCUCAAAUCAGAACCUGUCUCCCAUCACUCCGACCUUUGAGUACGACAGUCUUGGACGGCCCAUACACAGAUUGAGAACUUCAUUGCGCAAGCGAGCUGAUUCCUCAGAUAAACCUUGUCGCUCACUCUUAUCUCAGCCUGUAUCAAGACCUCCCAACUCCCCGACCAGAUUCUCUCAUGCGCUUGAUACCUUCCAUUUAGUGCCUCCCUAUCAGGGCCAUAGUGAUACUGAAUUUUCUAUGAGCGGAGCUGGGGACUCUCCCAUAACAACCCCUACAUUUGCGCGAAUGGGUCAUCUCUCCCCUAGCUGGGAAGGUCUGGGUGAUCUCUGCACCCUCACUCCCAUGCAGACUCUGGCCCCUUUGCGCCUAACACCUGGCUCAUCGUGUGUAACAACGGAGCGACCUGGUGCCUCGCCUGCAUUUAGAAGUCAUAUGACUGAGUCCCCGUACCAAGCUGCCUCUUCAACGAAUGUGCAUCAACGGCACACUUCUUCGAGGCAUUGGUCACCUCACUCUCCGAGAUUCAGGCACCCCGCCCCUCGAUCGCCGCUUCGAUUCGACACGCCACGUCAAUCCCAGCUGUCCUGCAUCGACCAGACCCAUUCAGCACCACCCACGCCCACAAUGCAAUCCUCCCAGCUACUUUCGGGAAAGAACCUCCAAAGUGAACUAGAGUUGGCGAAGGUGAGCGCCGCCGACGAUGAUGGCACCCCGGAGUUCAUGAAGUACGCAGAUGAGACUCGUGACAGCUCCCCAAGCCGAAGUGCUGUGACGAAAUCAGGCUCUCCAAAGCAGAAACGUGUGACCCCACCCCGUAAAGGACGAAACAAGGAGCGGGAUGGUUCGUCUCCUGGUGACGGUGGCAAUAAUUCCCUGGCCUCUCCACCUGGGUCGAGGAACGCCAGAAAGUUCAUUCUGCAGGGGCUUCCCACCUUCCAUAAUGGCUAAGAAUGCUUCUUGAACCAUGCGAACCCCUUUUCAUAUUUUCUCUUCAACCCCACUGGACAAGAAGGCAAGCAUGCAUUUCCAUUUUUGAGCUCCUAUUGCCUGUGCUCCUUGUACAAACUUUAUAAGAACAUGGGACUUACAGCAGGAACGUGCUUUGUGGAUUACCUCCGUGCAUCUUGAGCGAUGCUUUACAUGAAGGGGGGACAACGAAAAAGGAAAAGAAAAAGAUAGAGAAAAAGCAAGUCAGUAUUUUCUCCUACCCAGCGUAGCAUACAGAGUCGCGAAAAUGAAAGACUUCAGUACCGGUUACUGUUUCAUAAGACGCAGUUUCAACUUGUUGUUGGUCGUUGUAACAUUGUAAUAUUCUCCUGUUUAAGAGAUGAGAUGAGAGAUGAAGAUGAAACUAGGGGUCAAGCUGACACAGAGCUUGGACUUUUCUGUGCUAUAAUCAUCUUACUGUCUUCUGCACCGUUCCUUGAUUUGAUGUUCUGACCUUCUGCCUAGUGUUUAUCGCUCACUUGUCAAGCUUUCAUGUAUAUCUAUGUAACAUAUUAUGUA